UAUUUCUUUCCCGGAAAGUGAAAUAUUCUUCUCUUUUCGAUAGAUCUCACGAGGUAAACUCUCUCGCCUUUUCAAAACGAAGAUUUACUUUUAGAUCUUUCGUUCAAACGGAACAAAAGGGAUUACGGUUCUUUUUUUUUUUUUUCAUUCGACCUAAGGGAGGGGGUGGCGUUUUCAAAGUUCGUUUUCGAAGAAGACUCGUGUAUUUUUCACUUUACGCACGUUUUUUGUCACGAACGUGUUUUUUUCAUUUUACGUUGUUAAAAUCGAAACGAAAGAAUGGAGAACGGAAGGCGAACAAAGUAAACGAGAGAAACAACGCGAAACGUCUAUACAAAUACACGGAUCGAGGACGCACUAAUCUAGUUCUAUUCGAGAACAUAUUUUCGUUUUGCCUCGCGACUACAGUCGUUUUCGUCGGAUUUACAAUCAGCAGUGGAAGAAUAUUUGCGUAGUAGGUUUGGCUUUAAAUACAUAGAGGGAUAACGUGUACUUGGAUUCUAUUUUAUCCGAAGGUUGAGUGGGGCUGUUGAACGUCGUGGUGAAAGGGAAAGUGGGUGUACGCGGUGAGCUUGCGAUAGUUUAAAAUUCAACGGGACAAAUGGGAAAUAAUUGUAACGAACUUGAUAAAGACGCUUCCUGUACGAAUUCUUCUUUUCUCAAAAAUUCUUUAUCUCGUGAUGUUCGCCUCGUAUGAUAAUGCAAUAGAAUAUCUAGUCGUUACCUUGAACGCUUCUAGCGAUAUACGUAUGCAAAUACCGCGAACGUAUAUUUUAUUCAUCGUCAUUGUCAGUCAAAUUUUACGAGCACCAUUUUCCAUGUGCCGCGCAUUUCUCGACGCGCUAUAAAAAUUUAUUCCGACAACGUUACCAACUUUCACGGUAUACCCGAUACUAUCCUCAUCGCUGGACGCUAACUUCCUCCGCGGUGAUACCGACCUCUAAUUGGAUAAAAUGCGAGCGUACGUGCUGCUCUCGCUCCUGGUGCAAUUGGCAUUCGCGUUUCGACUCCCAUUUCCGUUUCAGGCUAGCCUAUUGGAUACGAGCAAUGGAACAUCGUGUUGCUCCUGCAGCUUCAAAGACACGUCGUACAUGGCGUCCAAGUGCGGCGUGAAAACAUCUUUCAUGAGCUUGGUCGAGAAAAUAAUCGCGUCUACGUGCGACGUGUCGGAUCCUUGCCACAGACUCGGCAAAGAGGAAGUGCCCAACGAAUGGUUCGACUUUAUCGUGGUCGGCGGCGGAGUAGCCGGGCCUGUAAUUGCCAGGAGAUUGAGCGACAAUCCUUGGUGGAGGGUUCUGCUGAUCGAAGCAGGGCCGGAAGAACCGUCGAUGACUUCUAUUCCUGGACUCGCGGUUCACGCCGUCAAUUCGACUUUGGAUUGGAAUUUCAAAACGGAGCCAACGGAGCCCCAUCCGACCGCGUGUUUAGAAACCGACGGAGUGUGCACUUGGCCGCGAGGGAAGAUGAUGUCCGGUACCGCCGGCAUGUACGGAAUGAUGUACGUACGAGGGCAUCCAGAAGUAUACAACAGUUGGGCUCGGGCAGGCGCCACAGGUUGGUCCUACGACGAAGUCGCCCACUACUUCGAACGCGCCGAAGAUCCCGUAGAUCCGUCGAUAUUAUCCGACAAACCUAGAAGCGUUGCCGUACCAGGUCCGAUGAAGAUUCGAUUUUAUCCUCACAAGCCAGCCUUCGCCGACGAACUUCUGAAAGCCGCGGCCGAGCUGGGUUACAGAACGUCGAACUUGAAGGAAUACAGUCAGACAGGCUUCAUGGUGGCUCCCAUGACGACCGACAAUGGCGUACGAGGCACGACUUCGAGAAAUUACUUGAGAUCGGCGUACGGUAAAAACAAUCUAAGGGUGUUGAUCAACGCCCAGGUGACGAAGGUUCUAACGAAUCAGUGGCAGAGCAAAGCGUACGGCGUCGAACUGAUCGAUAAAGAUGGAUAUAAGAGGAUCGUGAAAGCUAACAAAGAAGUUAUUCUAGCGGCUGGAGCGAUUGGCUCCCCUCACAUUCUAUUGAACUCCGGGAUAGGACCCAAGGAGCAUUUAACCAAAUUGGGCAUGAACGUGAUCAAGGACCUGCCUGUAGGAAAGAAUCUUCACAAUCACGUGUCGGUUGCGGUUCUCUUCAGUAUCAAGGAUACCGCGUACGAAUCUAUGAACAUGAACAGCGUUAACGAAUACUUGGAGACCAGAACCGGUCCGUUGAGCAGUACCGGAUUGACCCAAGUGACGGCGUUCCUCGAGAGCAGCUACGCCGCUAGCGGAGUACCCGAUAUCCAGAUGUUCUUCGACGGAUUCGCGCCAAACUGUCCAAGGACCGGACUCGAAUUCGAGUGUUUGAACGGCGCGAUUGGCUUAUGCUCGGACAGAAGGCAGAUCGUGGUCAGGCCGACGGCUGUUACCGUGGAGAGCAGGGGAUACAUGAAGUUGCGAUCCGGCGACCCGAUCGCACCACCUUUGAUUUACCCCAACUACUUUACCCACACGAAGGAUUUGAAGGUGUUGAUCGAGGGUAUUAGGAAGGCGAUCGAGCUCACCAACACGCAGACUAUGAAACAAUGGGAUUUUCGAUUGGAACCUAUCGUUCAUCCUCUUUGCACCAACUAUCACUUCGCCACUGACGCGUACUGGGAGUGCUACGUGAGAGCGGCGACUGGACCGGAGAACCAUCAAUCGGGGACAUGCAAAGUAGGCGCGUACGACGACCCAACGGCCGUCGUCGAUCCAGAGCUACGAGUACGUGGUAUAUCGAACAUUCGAGUCGCGGACGCAUCCGUGUUUCCGAUCGUGCCAAACAGUAAUCCCAUCGCAGCGAUCAUGAUGAUCGCGGAAAAGGCGGCUGACAUGAUCACGCAUACAUGGUCGAAGAUGUGAGAACUCGAAGAUGCGUCGGAAAAGGUCGAUGCCACGCUUCUUUAUUCUCGAUUCUCCUGUCGUAUGGUAUUCCGCGCGAUGUCCCGUUUGUUGCAAAACGUUCUUAUGCGAGUGCUAUCUUUCCAGAAGAUAUCAAUGACGAAAUUGCUCGCGUCACCACGAUGCGAUCUUUAAAUCGUUCGAAUUUGGUCAACAUUGAAUUUGAGAAAUUUUUAAGCCAACUUUAAAAGAUGCGACGUAUCAUCUAAUACACUUGUGUGCCAUAUAUGACAGGAUGAGUAACGACGAGUUUAUCAUUUUCAAAUAAUCAAUGUGCAACUAUUACUCUGUAUAUAACGACAAGCAAAUAAUUUAUGAUCAGUGUCGAGCGAUGCAAAUAUUUGUAGAAUAGACUCGAGCCUAUCUUGUGGACAAUUUUUCAAAUAUGAUAAUUCAAAUAUAUCUUUUACUCGAUAUCCCGUUUAUUUCAUUUCGGAAAUUUUAUUUAUAGAAACGACGACGAAUCGAUUUGAGAAAUAUUCGUCUCGUUUCGGAUACGAAUAAAAAUGUUUGCGAUGCCUUGUUUUUUGGCGAAUAACGGUAUAUCUCGCACGGAUACAUCGGCCACUUCUAUUUAGGUGACACGAACACUUUGAAAAAUCGACCGUUGAUAAAUUCAAAAUACGUAUCCGAUACGUACCAAAAACGAGUCAGCCUCGCCUGUCAUUUACGCGAUGUUAUACGAGAGUCGUGCAGAAAGUAAUGCCCGUUUUCAGAUAGCAACGAUAAAAAUGCAUUUUAAAAAGAUCUCUUGCUUUCCAACUUUCCUAUAUGUCGGGGUGGCAUUGAGGAUCAGGUCGAGGGUUUUCGACGAAUUCCCCUGAGGGGUAGCCAUCGUUGCGAUAUCGCAAGAACACCGUUUAUUAACACAAGUAUGGAGAGUACAGAGCCGGCAUUCAACCCUGCGGUUAGAUGCUCGCGACACUAGUGACGAUGGUCUCUGGUUCGAUAACGAACACGCGGUCAACGGGGUGAUAGAUAUACUUGCUAAAACUCAAACGUGUACUGCUCGCUGAUCGUAAGGCGCUACUCCCUUCGUCGAUCAGAUCUCAAGAAAGAGUGAUUGCUCGUCCCGAGGAUGCCGCCGAGCCAAACUGUGUUGGGGUGUGUCUAAGGACACGAGACAGGUUUUAUAACGAGUCUUCAGGCUAACUGUACUCGUGCCGUGCAGGUGCCUCAACCCCUGGUAUUCAUUGUCUCUAUGGGUAUUUCUUGUAACGAGGGUCAUACUAUCGCUCUAUACCUUUUCUAGACAAAGCGCCCGUCCCGUUGACCGCGGCUACGUUGGGCGACAGCUAUAGUAGACCCUGGAGUACACUGUUGCGGGAUUAUCCCAAAUUCUAGAUGCUCCGGUGUUCUUCCCUCUCCGACAUAAAUAUACCAAUAUACCUUUCGUAUACUUUUCGAUACAACCGCCAGCCUUACUCCAACGCUUAUCGAAACGUUCUACGACCUUUUGUACGUCAGUUCGCAUAUCUAUCGUCUUACGCAAUUCUUUAAAUCAUCUUUUCUUGCGGAGCAUCAUGGACCAAACAUAUUUUUCUCUGUAACGAGAGACGGCUGGACUGAAUACUUACGAUCACGUGCAGUUUCUGUCUCUAUUGACUUGCCCGCAACCACGGUCUUAUCUAAUAAUUCAUCCAUAAUUCUAUUACCGUCAAUAUGGUGAAUUCCAUUUGGAAGAAUUUUUUCAGCUUUUGAAAAGCGUAAAAACGUAAAAGCGCCGUCGCCGGGAUUUUCAAUUCGCAUCGUCAUUUUAAACGCGCGAUACAACGACGAUAUCGAGUAUUCAAACACAAAAUUUUGUACGACUUGCGUCAAUAUAUGAACGAAACUGGGCAAUCUUCUGUAAGUCAUCGUUUUAUAUGUCUUCUAUAUGUAAACGGGCGGUACUUUCUGGACGACCCUGGUAUUAUCGAUAGAAAUUAUGCAUGUUUUCGAUAACCAUUCGUCUAUUGUAAGGCGAACACAUCCUUUAUGUUGAAAAUUCUUUUAAAAGCUGUAAAGAAGGCGAUAAGAUCUUUAAUGUAUGUAUGUAUAUAUGUAUAUACAAGAUAUACCACUUAACAUUAUCAUCUGAAAUAUAUACAUGUAUAUGCGUUGUAAUACAAAAUUCGAACAAACGUUUUCUAUAGAAGUUGCACACUUCCGCAGGGACCAGUGUAUAAUGGAAAUAGUUCUAUGACGUUGCAAAAGACUUUGUUUAUUCGAUCUUCGCUGGCCUUCAAAUAUUUACAAUUAGCAUUAGUAUCGGUUGUGUUUUAUGAAUUUUUUUCAAAGUGACUAUCAUUUACGAAUAAUGAAAAUGUAACAUUCCAUUAAAAAAAAAAAAAAAAAACAAAG
This is a messenger RNA of Bombus huntii, 5264 nucleotides long. RefSeq names its product glucose dehydrogenase [FAD, quinone]-like. The coding region runs from base 954 to 2882 and encodes 642 amino acids. Gene Ontology annotation, molecular function: oxidoreductase activity, acting on CH-OH group of donors; flavin adenine dinucleotide binding. NCBI's taxonomy places the organism in Eukaryota, Metazoa, Arthropoda, Insecta, Hymenoptera, Apidae. The record is from RefSeq and is a predicted model, not a curated record. The transcript has 6 exons.